Penicillium argentinense is the source of this 834-nucleotide messenger RNA. RefSeq lists its product as uncharacterized. Gene Ontology annotation, biological process: glucan catabolic process. NCBI's taxonomy places the organism in Eukaryota, Fungi, Ascomycota, Eurotiomycetes, Eurotiales, Aspergillaceae. The coding region runs from base 1 to 834 and encodes 277 amino acids. Gene Ontology annotation, molecular function: beta-glucosidase activity. The transcript has 3 exons. The record is from RefSeq and is a predicted model, not a curated record.
AUGAAAAUCCACUCAUUUGCUCUCAUCGGCGCCAUUUUUGGCUCUGCCUCUGCCUCUAGCAAUACAAAUCAGGGUCUUCUCUCAAACGGCCAGGUCUCACUGGGCGAUUGGCAAGCCGCAUACGAAAACGCCUCCCAUUUCGUCUCGAAGCCGAACACCACGGAAAAGAUCAACUUGAUCACUGGAAGCAGCGUCAACACCACCGAUGGUCAGACCUUCACGGCACUCGAGUUUCUCGAUGGCUCGAUGGGUCUCCAGGAUUACUACUACGUCUCGGCGUUCAGCCAGGCUUCGGGACUGGCCAUGACCUGGGAUAAGGAUGCGAUAUACGCCCAGGCAAAGGCCGUAGCCACUGAGUUCUACCUCAAGGGCAUUCAAGUUGUCGACGGACCUACUUCUCAGCCCCUGGGUCGCACGCCCUGGGGUGGGCGAUCGGUUGAGACGUUUGGAUCGGAUCCGUACCUGAACGGCAUUGCUACCGGAUUGAGUGCUAAGGCAUACAAGGAUACGGGUGUUAUUGGAGGAGCCAAGGAGACCAACCGUACUGGAAGCAUGGGAGGAGGCGUUGGUGCUGGCGGCGGUGCUGGAGGACCGCCCAGUAUGGACUCUUCUUCUUCUUCCGCCUCACCUUCCUCAAGCUCUACUGCGGCUCAGCCUUCGUCCUCCUCUGCCGGUGGAAUGGACGGCGGAGCUUCUAUGUCGUCGCCUUCCUCGUCUUCAUCCUCUGGUGCUCCUUACUCCUCCAACGCCGACACAAAGACCCUUCAUGAGAUGUACCUCUGGUCUUUCUACGAUGGAGUGCAUUCUGGCCUCGGUGGCGCGAUGUGUCUUUAG